AUGGCUUCACUCGCUAGAAAAAGUGAUUUUUUGGGGGAAAUUGUACGAUUUUACGACGAACAAUUAAUAAGAGCGAUUAUAAAUAAAAUAAACAACGAACAAGUUGCUCCAUUAAAUUCUCAACGAGAUGACUAUCACUAUCCACAGCAACAGCAACAGCAACAGCAACAAUUUCAAUAUCAACCGUCAAAUCGGCGACAACCCGGUUAUGGUGAAAGACCGCGGGACAGACGAUAA
Molecule: messenger RNA, 237 nt
Organism: Didymodactylos carnosus
Lineage: Eukaryota; Metazoa; Rotifera; Eurotatoria; Philodinida; Philodinidae
Source: the annotation of a GenBank genome assembly